AUGGCUAUUGUGAGUUGUCACCAUAUCUUGCUCACACCUCUCUUCAACCAUUGGAGUGAUGGAGGAUGUUGUCUACUCUCCAGAGAUAAGGCGUUGCUGAAAUUUGUAAACAGUCAAAAGUUGAGGGGGUAUUUAGUAUAGCAUGGAAGGCACCAGUUAAUUUUUAGUGGAUAUUGUGCUUGUAUUGAAUUGCUUUAGACCUUUAUUUUUAAACAGUAAUUUGAUGUUACAGAAUUGUCAUGCACAGAUUUCAAAAAACAAAGCUGGACAGUCUUCUAUAUUAAUAUUUAUGCAUUGCCUUUGUAUUUUAUUUAUUUAUUUUUUUAACAUAGGAAGGGUUCCUGUUGGGAGAGGUGAGACAGGAGGAAACCUUCUCGAUUAGUGAUUCCCAGAUUAAUAAUACAGAACUUCUGCAGGUUAUUGGUGAGUUCACGUUGGAUAGAACAUAUGGAAGUAGCACUGAGCAUGCCCUCUUCAUUCACUGCUUUUUUUGGCACUGCUUCUAGAAGUACUUUCAUGCCUACUGCUCAUGCAACCAAAUUUGCAUCUGUCAUUAGGAGAUUUUAUUUUAUUGAAUUUCUUUUCCUUUCAGAGAUCCAUAAACAUGAACCAUGUUCCAAUCUGUUCAGGUAGGUUUUUAUAUUACAUGCUUAAAAUAUUGCAUACAAAUAAGCAAGACAUUCUCUCUGGAGUGGUAACGGGCAUAAUUCAUAUUUUGCAUAUGUCUGUACACAGAAAGAACAUGUUGAAGUUAUAGUUUUAGCAUUAAUCUAAACUAUAUAUACCUGUGUUGUUUUUUUUUGACAGUUUUUAUGAUUACGCUGGCACAGUCAAAGAGGAAAGUCUUGAUCGGAUCCUCAAAGAUAGACGGAAAGUAUGAGCUAUUUUCAUAGAAUCUUCCAUUUUUAAGUGAUUUAUCUAUAGUUCUUGUGAAUCUGCUAUUUUGGAAUAAUGUUGACAUUUGGUUAGUUAACCUUCAUGUCUUAUUGGUUUGGAUAAAUAUCAUUAAAGGAACACUAUAGAGUCAGAAACACAAACUUGUAUUCCUGACCCUAUAGUGUUAAAAUAACUAUUUGGCUAAAUAUAGUAAAAUCUUACCUUAUUUCCAGUCUGCCUUCGCUGGCUCUAUCUCCUAUCCCCAUAGGUAAGCAAUGGAUUGGCUGAGAUCAUCAAUUCAUCAAAUCAUAUUUUAUAUUUAUUUUUAUAGUAAAUUAUGAUAUGUUGAAGGACCAUUUAAUGGUGAGAAAAACAGUAUAUAAAAUGUGUGGGUGCAGUAAAUGAGUAAGAGGAAAAUUACAGCUAAACACAAACACCGCAGAAAUGUAAAAACAGACCUGAUCCUUAACGAUAAGAAAAUUGAAAAGUGGUCUGGUCACUAAGGGGUGUUAAACUUUGCUCUUUGCCCAGCCUUGUUUUCUGUGUUUAAGUAAAUAUAUGGGUUUAUGGCUACAAUAAAAUAGUAUGCACUUUAACAGUCAUUUAAUGAUUUAUUUACAAUGUCUUUGCUCUGCACCUGAUUUUGGAUACUGGAGUAAUCAUGUCUGCUUCGUAAAUCAUCCUCUUAUUAAUGUAAAUCCAACUCAAAUAACUGCACUGUGAAAUCUGCUAUGACUCUGCACAGUGGUUUUUCAAUUGGAAGUCUUUCACAGUCUUUCACUAGUCCACCCAUGUCAAAUUGAUAUCUUUGCUUUCAAAACCUUUCUUAAUGUCUGAGACUUAUCUGGGUACCCACUGUCUUUCUCCUAUUCACAGACAUCCCUAAAACAUAAAGUUCCUACUUCCAUAUUAGAAAUGUAAUUUCUAUCCAUUUUUGUGUCCGUUGAAACUCCCAUACCAAUGAAUUCUAACCAAAGUUUGACAAAAUGAUAUUUCUAAAGAGACUACGGUUUGGGUGUACGAGCUGCCUACUCUCAUCUAAUACUAAUGAACAUCUAAUCCACCUUUUAGACUUUAUAUACCCUGGACGAUUGGUGAGCCCUGAGGAUUUGUUUGGGAACCACUGAGUUACCCUAUAAAUCACUUAAAAAGUUGAAGUGCUUUAGGGGUCUGAGGUAUCCCUUCAAGCUAGUUAUCUAGGGAUAUAUUUUAAUUUAGUAUUUUUUAUUUGAAAGGAAAAAUGUAUUCUUAUUUUUGUCCCCCUAUAAUGCAUUGCUUUUAAUUUUAUUUCAACCUUUUCAUUAUUUGUCAUUUCAAGAAGGCUUAAAUUUAUUGUUUCCUAAACUAAUGCACGUGGUUAACAUUAUUUUUAGACCGUACCAAUCUGCUUUUAUUAUAUUGUGCUAUAUUGGUGUUUUGACAGAAUGUUAUUGGAUGGUACAAGUUUCGGAGAAAUACACAACAGCAGAUGUCCUAUAGAGAACAGAUUUUGCACAAACAGCUAACUAGCCUUCUUGGGGUUCCUGACCUUGUCUUCCUGCUGAUCAGUUUCAUUUCCACUGCCAACACCUCAACCCAUGCCUUGGAAUAUGUGCUAUUUAGGCCUAAUCGCAGGUAGUUAUCUGGGAAACCAUUUUUGCAAGAUGAUUUUAUUUUCCAAGACACUCCUAUUUGUCUAAAAAUGCAUCACGUCUGAACAAGUUGUAAUUGUUUUUUUAGAUAUAACCAGAAAGUCUCUCUUACAAUUCCAAACUUGGGUACGACGAGUCAGCAAGAAUACAAGAUAUCUUCUGUGCCAAACAUCUCACAAAACUAUGCCAAAGUGAUCAAAGAACAUGGGUGAGCAUUAACAAUCUCUUUCUUGCUUUUUAUUUUCAGAGUUUUUUGGGAAAGAAGCUGGUUCCUAAUGUAUUGGUUGAAGUUUGUUAAAUUGUAUUUUUCCACCCUUGAAAUGGGACACUAUAGUCACCAGAACAACUACAGCUUAAUGUAGUUGUUCUGGUGUGUAUAGUAUGUCACUAAAAACUUUUUAAUAUAAACACCGCCUUUUCAGAGAAAAGGCAGUGUUUACAUUACUGCCUAGUAAUACCUCUAGUGGCAGUCACUGAGAACGCCUGUAGAGGUCCUUCAGUGCUGCACAGUGUGCCACACUGACGUUCCUCAAAGAUGCAUUGAUUCAGUGCAUCUCAAUGAGAAAAUGCUGAUUGGCGCAGCGUGGUGUUUUACCGCACAUGUGCAAUAGCCAAAGCAUUGGAUUGGGUGAGAUCAUCAAGAUUGAUCUCAGCCAGGGAGGUGGGGCUUGGGCAGAGCGAGCCACGAACGGACCCGUGAUGCUGGAAAAAAAGUAAGUUUUUGUUUGUGUUUUUUUUUUUUUUUUUUUUUUAAUACUUUUUUUUUGCUGGGGACAAGGGAGGCCGAGGAUUAAAUGGAGGUUUCUAAACUAUAGUGUCAGGAAUUCAAAUUUGUAUUCCUGACACUAUAGUGUUCCUUUAAAAUAUUACUUCGUAGAUGAAAUUACUGUUUUCAGGCAAGGUUAAUUUUUAUGGGAACAGCAUCAUAAGUCAAAGGGAAGCAGCACACUACAUGACCAAAAGGUUAUUUUGUAGUGUCGUGGUCCACGAAGGCUUGGCUGUCUGUGUUCAGCAUUUCCAUGUGGCCAAAUUAUGCUUACCCACAUAUUUUGGACAAAUAAAGGAGAAAUGUUAGUCUUGAAAUUCUUCAGUUUUUUAUCAAACUAGAAGGCUUCACACAAAGCUUCCCUGUACCAUUACCACUACAAUACACUGUGGUGGGUAUGUUGCAUUGAGUGUUCCUUUUUUAAUAUGCAAUAGAAUGUUGGCAUCAUGCAGAACCUCUUUCAUAAAAGAUUAGUUUACGUUGAGGCUGUGAUGUGCUGUAAAAUCUGUAUCUUCUGUAAUGAAAUCUCUAUGGUGAUAUAUGACUGAGCUUGUAUUGUUAGGCUGCAGGGAAGGGAGGCUGACAGAACUGGUGGACAAGAGAGAUGGAUGAUUUACUAAACGACAAGGCAUGUGGCAGCAACUUAAUAUGUGAAACAUGGAGGCGUAAUUCAAUAGAUUCAAUAGUAAAAUCUAAGAAAUAGAGUGGUAAAGAUGUGUGAUGUACGUACCUAUGGCUAUGAUAUGAUUACUGGUGCCUGAAUUCGUGGUUCUAGCAUUUCCAGGGAGUUUCGCAAACUUCAGUUUAUGUGUGAAUGGAAGCUUUUGGUCAAAAUCUGUUUAAUCAGGUCAGAGACACACUGUGUGAAAUUCCUGAACCACUGUGUCUGAUGUCAUUAAUGAUAUUAAGGUCAGUGUCACUAAAAUAAAGCAUCUUUCCCUAGACUAAUGUUUAAACUAAAAACUGUUAAUUCUCUUCACUAUAUAUGUAGUAUAAACUAUUUCUGCAUUGUAGGAUAUUAUCAAUCCUCAUGACUUUUGUCCAGUCAUGUUUAUUAUAGAGUAGCCAGUAACACAGCGCAUGCAUAUCAAUCCAAAGCUUCUCUUUGAGAAGCAAUAACUCAUAUUUUCCUUGUAGAGAAACAAUGGACGCACACAGCAUCUAGUGUCGGCAUUCUUUGCAUGCAUGGUUAACAAUGGCAAGGCAAAUUACAUUUCAGUGUUUUUUUGCAAGGCCCUGUAUGAUGUUAAGAUAUAUUUUAUUGUAGUGUAUUCUAUCAGGGUUAUGCAUUAAAGUAUGAAUUGUUGGCUAUUUUAAUUUCAUAUUUUAGGCAAAAUAGCUGAAAUUAAAACAUUGCUGCUUGUGGCAUGAAAUCUGGAAUUCUCUUUGAAUCCCCCAACAAUUCACACUCUAUAGAUUAAACUAGUUUGCCUGAAGUGCACUUCAUUCUCUGCAACUACUUGAACAUCAGCCCACUACCCCAAAACUAUGCGUAGUGUUUCAUUGAAGCAGAAAACAGACUUGUGUAUCACCAUAGCAGCUAUUUUUAUCAUUCUGCCUUUGUUGAAUUUAUACACCUAUGUAUUGAUAUACUUGGAGUACUUUUAAAGGUGCAAUUGUGGUUUUGGUUUGGAUAUUUUAUGGCAUUGUUUGUCUUCUGCUUUUCUUUUUCUUGUAAAUGGGUCUGUGGGUGUUGUGUGUGGAUGUGUGGACAAGGGCAAUCAGGAAAGGCACAGUGUGUAGAUGGUAGAGAAAAUAUUUUCAUUUUCUAUAUGAACACUUCUUAUUGCUUCUUUCAGUACAAAUUUCUUUGACAAGGAUGGUGUGAUGAAGGACAUCAGACUUAUUUAUCAGGUCUAUAAUGCUCUACAAGAGAAGGUUCAGGUGAGUUUGAACGUGAAGUUGUGAAUCUUGUAAGCUACACAGCCAGCUAGAAAGAAACUUUGUGAGUAGCUAGAAUGCCAGAUCUUAGCCAUGACUGCAGUAGCUUUUACAUUGGCUAACGUGUUUAAUUAUGUUUCUGCUAGGCUGUUUGUGAAGAAGUGGAGAAGAGUGAAAGGAUAGUGGAAUCCUACCAGGCAGAAGUGAAUAAAUUGCGUGCUCAGAUUUGUGAGAGGAAGGCAGAGAAGCAGCACGAACAAAGUAAGUUCCCAUGUUCUGUAGGUAAAGUCCAUUUAUAUUGACUAACAUGGCAGAGCUUAAAAUUCCAAGUUUUAUGCUACUAGCCAAAGCUUAAACGAUACUCGCCACUGCCAGCCUGAAGAGUCCAUGACACAUUCACCAGGGUUAAAUUUCUUCUCGCCGGUGGCAAGUGAAAUUUCUGAGCCCUGAACGUAGCAUAGCAUGAAUCCCCAGCAGUGCAGUCUUUACUGGAUUUUCUAUGGCUCUUAAAAAUAAAUAAGUACCUAGUGCAUGAUAUGAUUAGUAUUUUAGUUGGUUAACACAAAUUGAUAAUGGUGUCAUCUUUGUAUUUAUUCUCUGUAAUAAACAAAAAAAAUACUGAUCACCUCUAUGCGAUACACUAAGGGUACUAACCUCAUGUAGAGUUAUGUGGGCGUUAACGUUGCAAUAUUUAAAUCCAGUUCAUUUCCAAGCUCUAUUAAUGGCAGCAGCUACAAGACCCAUUGGUCUUGAGCAGCACACGCUAAUCAGAGGAGCAAAGGGACAGGAUUAGGAUUGAUGCAUUGGUUAACAAGAUGUUGCUUGGGGAACAGUCAUGGAGUGCUUUAUAGGAAUGUGCAAGGUUUUUCAGUUCAAUCAGCAAACAAAUAUCUGUGAAUGUUGACAGAGGGGUGAUUUGUUUUCACAGUGAGUGGGAAUGGAACAUAGGCUGUCAUCAGUGUUCAUUAGUCAUUGUAAAAGAUAAAGUCUUGGGAAAUUAAGAUUUUUGUGGGUUUUUAUUUUUAGUUUGUUUUUGCAAUAGGCAAAACUAGAAGUAACUCCUAUUUUUAAAUCAUUAUCUAGAUAACUCUGUAAAAGUUAAAGUUAACAUGAUUUGCAGCUGUUGCAAUGAGAUCUGCAAAACUCGCCCAAGUAGGUGAAAGCUUGUAGAGAAUCCUGACUCCCAUUAUGUUCAAUAGGAGAACUGAGGAAAUAUCACAAAUGUUUGCCAAGUAGCAUGUAAUAAAAUUCAUGUAAAGCAUUUGGUUCAGCAUCGGUAGUGGUUUUAUUCAUCCUGACAUACAAAUGAAACUUUUGAGCAAACAUAUUGCACCAUUAUAGACAAGUCAUGGAUAUUAAAUUAACCAUUCUUUACAAUAAUAGUCUGCAGAGGACCAUGGUGAUUUCCAAUGUAAGCAAACAGAACGAUAAGGCUACAUUGAGCAAUAAACUGAAGUAACUAUUUUUUACUGCAAAAUACAGAAGACGGGGUCAAAAUUUGGAAUAAAACUCACGGAUGUUUCCUUUUAAAAUGUCAACAGAACAUGCUAGGUAGUGGUAGUAUGAUGAUGAAUAUGGAAUGUCUUCUUUAUACAAAAUUGAUCCACUUCAUACCAAAAUGAACAUAAUUUGAUUACUACAAAUUACUGAAAUAGUUGCCGGCCGCAAUAUUUUUUAUUUUUAAAUGGAUACUACAGGUUACUUUAGUAUUAAUGCUUUAAGGCACAUUUGGGAUAAGGUGGAACUGAAGGUUCAUAUUAUGAAUGUCUGAAAACAUGGCAGAAAUUGUGUGAUGUUAUUGAUCUGGCAUAAUCUAAGUGUUUACAUCCCCUUGUUUAAUCUAUGACACAAAGAAUUCAGUCUAGAGACAAAAGGGUUUCCUGGCCAUUACUAGACAGGUGUAAAUUGGCCACUGAGUGUAUUACUUGUCUCUAUGGUGGUCUCCAUUGUUUACAUUAAAAUAUGAACCCACAAAUUAGAGGUUUAAAAUGGUAAUAUUGCAUUUUUCACAGUAGGUGGCACUUUUUUAGAAUGUGCUUUUUGAAUUUUAGCUAUCGGAAUAAUAAUAAUGUUUAUAACCUCACCUGAAUCUUGCUGUUGUCUAUUAUUUAAAGUACAUCUUUCAUUCAAACACAACUUGGCGUCACUUUCAACCACAAGCCAUUUGAUUUAUUCUGUAUGUUGCUUCAUUUAAAUUUCUUGAAAAUUUUUAAUGCAAGUAUGUUUCGUUUUCAAAAUGCUCAUUUACAUCUGCUAUUGGCAAAAUUUCUUGCACAUGUACAUUUACAUAGACUUAUAGUGUAGAGGAAAGUAAUACUUCUCUAAUUUUAUCUAUUUGCGAAUAAAAAGACGUUUUGGAAAUAAAAAACUUGCAUAUGGCUAGAUCUUUAUAAAGGUCCAUGUGGGACCAAAACGUUCAUUGAAUAUGUAAUUGCUGGGUUUUUUUGGAAAUAAGAGGGUUUUUUUUAUUUUUUAUUUAUUUUUUUUAAUGCAUCCACCAUUAAGAAGGUCUGUUAGUGCACCAAUUCAGAGUUUUAUAGAAUCUUUCGAGAGGGAAAGGACCAAGUGUUGUUUGACAUGGAACAAACUUUUUUUCUCUCUAAAAGAACGUGAGUGCCUAUAUUAUGGAUUACAUGUAAGAUGCUAAGUAUUCUAAUUUUUUGCAGAUCUGCAGCUUUUCUGUAGACCAAAAGGUGGUUUAAAAUUUAUCUUCAAUCCUGACCUUCCCAUUGUAUUCCAUGGGAACACUUUUAUGUCUACGGAGGAUCUUCCAUAGACCGAGCCUUUUUCCGGUCAGCCAUUGGUGUGACAGCAAUAGCUCUGUCUUUUUGUCAAGCGUAGGAAAAAUACAUAAGACAAAGUAGUACCUACUUUGUCUUAUAAGAUGCUAUAAUAUGAGGUGUUGGUUUUAAUCACCCGUACCUGCAUCUUAUAAUAAUUUCCACAUGGCUGUGUAAUCGUAUAGCCAGAUUGAGUAACUGUAUGAUGGUCCUUUUGUCUGAAAAAUAGGAAAGUACGUGUUUUCAACCGCAUUUUCUCUUUUCCCAGAUCUGCGUCAAUCCCUGUUACUCCGGCCUGAAGGACCCGCAGACAGCAUGUUUGUCAGUGGAGACUCUAUAGGUGCUGCUUCUAGGCCACAGGACCUUCUACCACAUCCAUACUUGGAAGAUAGUGCAAGCACAGAUGAUGUGGAUAGCCCGCCUGACAUGCCAAGGCCACAGGCAGUGGGCUCCUCAUGUCAACAUCUGGUAAACAAACAUGGUGGGAAAGGUACCUCUAAGACAUCAGUUAGUGAAGAUAUGGAGGAAUCACAAGGUGACUACAAAAAGUCACGGCAUCGUACGGAGUCAGCUGACAGUGAAAUGGCAGAGGAUCAGCCCUGCCAACCCAGCACACAACCCGAUAGAGAUGUAGCACUCCAGUGA
Molecule: messenger RNA, 8579 nt
Organism: Pelobates cultripes (western spadefoot toad)
Lineage: Eukaryota; Metazoa; Chordata; Amphibia; Anura; Pelobatidae
Source: the annotation of a GenBank genome assembly